Messenger RNA from Stegastes partitus (bicolor damselfish), 3063 nucleotides. RefSeq names its product delta-1-pyrroline-5-carboxylate synthase-like. Gene Ontology annotation, cellular component: mitochondrion. Gene Ontology annotation, molecular function: glutamate 5-kinase activity; ATP binding; glutamate-5-semialdehyde dehydrogenase (NADP+) activity. Lineage: Eukaryota; Metazoa; Chordata; Actinopteri; Pomacentridae. The transcript is spliced from 16 exons. The coding region runs from base 83 to 2182 and encodes 699 amino acids. The record is from RefSeq and is a predicted model, not a curated record.
GCUCGGCAGCGCUGUGGUCACACGUGGCGAUGAGUGUGGUCUGGCUCUGGGCAGGCUGGCCUCGAUUGUGGAGCAGGUGGCGAUGCUGCAGAACCAAGGCAGGGAGAUGAUGAUUGUCACCAGUGGAGCCGUGGCCUUUGGCAAGCAAAGAUUAAGACACGAGAUCCUGCUGUCCCAGAGCGUCCGGCAGGCGCUGCACUCUGGACACAGUCAGCUCAAAGACAUGUCUGUGCCGGUUCUGGAGGCCCGGGCCUGCGCUGCUGCUGGACAGAGUGGCCUGAUGGCGCUGUAUGAGGCCAUGUUCACCCAGUACAGCACCUGCACUGCACAGGUCCUGGUGACAAAUCUGGACUUCCACGAUGACCAAAAGAGGCAGAACCUGAACAGCACACUGCAGGAGCUGCUGCGCAUGAACAUCGUGCCCAUCAUCAACACCAACGACGCUGUGGUGCCUCCCCCGGAGCCCAACAGCGACCUGCAGGGGGUAAAUGUGAUCAGCAUUAAGGACAACGACAGCCUGGCAGCGCGGCUCGCUGUGGAGAUGAAGGCUGACCUGCUCAUCGCGCUGUCUGACGUGGAAGGACUAUACAACAGCCCCCCUGGAACAGAUGAUGCCAAGCUCAUUGACAUCUUCUAUCCUGGAGACCAGCAGUCUAUCACCUACGGCACAAAGUCCAGAGUUGGGAUUGGAGGCAUGGAGGCCAAGGUGAAGGCUGCACUCUGGGCGCUGCAAGGUGGCACCUCAGUGGUCAUUGCAAACGGCACUAACCCCAAAGUGACCGGCCACGUCAUCACUGACAUCGUGGAGGGCAAGAAAGUGGGAACUUUCUUCUCAGAAAUCAAACCUGCUGGUCCGUCUGUGGAGGAGCAGACGGAGAUGGCUCGUAACUCUGGAAGAACCCUGGCAUCUCUGCAUCCAGACCAGAGGAGUGAGAUCAUCUGCCAUCUAGCAGACCUUCUGACUGAAAGGAAGGAAGACAUUCUGGCCGCCAAUAAGAUGGACAUGGACCUGGCUGUCAGCGCAGGUCAUCUACCUUCAGCUAUGCUGAAGCGUCUGAGCUUGUCUCCGGCCAAACUCAACAGCUUGGCCAUCGGCCUGCGGCAGAUAGCCGUGUCAGCCCAGGACAGCGUGGGUCGGGUGCUGCGCAGGACCAGGGUGGCUCACAACCUGGAGCUGGAGCAGAUCACUGUGCCCAUCGGCCUUCUCCUGGUCAUCUUUGAGGCCCGGCCCGACUGCCUGCCGCAGGUGUCAGCUCUGUCCAUAGCCAGUGGCAACGCCCUUCUGUUAAAGGGAGGCAAAGAGGCGUCCAGCACCAACCGGGUCCUCCAUCAGCUCACCCAGGAGGCCCUUUCCUUGCAUGGAGUCUCCCAGGCUGUGCAGCUGGUGAGCACUCGCGAGGAGGUGGAGGACCUGUGCCGACUGGACAAGAUGAUCGACCUGAUUAUCCCCCGAGGUUCGUCCCAGCUGGUGCGGGACAUUCAGCGGGCAGCCAAGGGCAUCCCGGUGCUGGGUCACAGUGAGGGAAUCUGCCACGUCUACGUCGACGCAGACGCCAGUGCGGACAAAGUCAUGAAAAUUGUCAGAGAUUCAAAGUGUGACUACCCAGCUGCUUGUAAUGCCAUGGAAACGCUGCUGGUCCACCGGGACAUCCUCAGGACGCCGCUGUUUGACCAGAUCAUCGACCUGCUGCGCACCGAACGGGUGAAGAUUCACGCAGGGCCUCGGUUCGCCUCCUACCUGACGUUCAGCCCCUCGGAGGCCAAGUCCCUGCGGACAGAGUACGGUGACCUGGAGUGCUGCAUGGAGGUGGUGGACAGCAUGCAGGAGGCUGUGGACCAUAUACACAAGUACGGCAGCUCCCACACAGAUGUUAUCAUCACAGACAAUGAGGACACAGCAGAGCAGUUCCUGCAGCAGCUGGACAGCGCCUGUGUCUUCUGGAACGCCAGCUCACGUUUUGCUGAUGGCUACCGGUUUGGACUGGGAGCAGAGGUUGGUAUCAGCACAGCUCGUAUCCAUGCCCGAGGCCCUGUAGGCCUUGAGGGGCUGCUCACCACCAAGUGGGUCCUGAGGGGUGAUGGGCAUACAGCAGCCGACUUCUCCGAGCACGGCAACAUGAAGUACCUGCAUGAAAACCUGCCUGUCGGCCAGUCUUUAGCCGGACAGAGGGACAGCAACUAGGCCAGAGACUCACAGCUUUUACUUGGUCUUAUCGCUAGAAACCGUUUGUUCUCCUCAGAAAGCUGCUGUUGGCUGGUGUUUGAACCUCUGAAGCACACGUGAUGGGACGAGUCACUCAGCACACCUGUGGUCCAGUUUACCUACACAACCAGAACCAUGUUCCUGGACAGAUUAUGCUGUUGUUCAGGGACGAAGGGUUUACAAAUAUUUAAAAUUCUACCUCUCUUGUACGUGCAUAUGAGUUAUGCAGGCUGGCCAGCAGGUCAGUGAAAACAGAGCCAGAGGUAACCAAGAUUACUUUAUAAAGUAGAAACAGGCGUUACCAUGCAGUGUCUCUAAGGUGCUUUUAAAAUGAUCUCAGGACAUAAUUUUGGAUCUGACUUUUUCAUUUCAUGACAGAUAACUAAUAUAAUAAUAAUAACUAAUAUUCCCAAUCAACAUCGAGCUUUGAUGUGUCUGUGAUCAGUGACCAGCAGAGGUUCUCUACGCUACGUUUUUAAUUUCACGUCAUUCUGUCCUCUCAGCAAAGCAACGCCUGCUUUAAAUGUAGAAGUGAAGGCUCAGGUUUCUGUUCAGCCAGCUUGUUACCCACCAGCUUCACAGUCAGUGUGCUGAGGGCUUUCUUUGUUCAUAUAGCAUUGCUUCUGCUUUAUUUGCUGUACCUUAGGGUGUAAUUGUGUCUGUAUUCUCCUGAACUUCCAGGUGUUUUGAUAAGAUGAGGUGCUACCCUUGGUCCCUUUAACCAUGAAGUAAUAGAAGUCAAAGGUUGUGUUUGGUGGUGCACAUCUUCUCCUCUAGCUCGUCUUUACCAGCUUUUACAUUUCACGGGACAAAACCUGAUUCCAGGAUUGGAAUUAAAAUAAAACUGUGCGACAAACAUA